AAUAGCUGUUUUGUGCCACAAAGCGUGCUAAACUCUGACGGAUAACCCGUCUUAUUAUAAGCUGACCAGAUAUAAUAUUUUAUAAUUUUAUGAAUAAAAUCAAAAUGUUCAAACAGUCGCUCUGUUUGCUGAUAGCUUUAGUUUUGAAUUGCAAUGGUGCUGUUGAUAUAGAAAAAUAUUUAAAAGUUUGCGCCAGGAACUCACCCGAUGUGAACGACUGUCUCGUGGAGGCUGUUGAAUAUGGGAUAUCUGUGAUGGCUGACGGAAUAAAAGACUUGGGUGUGCCCCCAGUGGAUCCUUACGUCCAGAAAGAACUGCGUUUGGAAUAUAAGAAUAAUCAAGUACAAGUUAAAAUGAAUAAUAAAGAUAUCCGUGUGGAGGGUUUAAAGCAUUCGACAGUCCGUGACGCCAGAUUGCGUGCCGAUGAAGACAGUUUCCAUCUGGAAAUUGAUAUGUACAGCCCUGCCGUAUCCAUGAGUGGGAAGUACGAAGGCGGUGGUAGCUACAACGCCUUAAACAUUACCGCACGAGGCACUUAUCAAACCAACAUGACUGAUCUCGUUUAUACUUGGAAACUGGAUGGCAAACCUGAAACUAUAAAUAAUGAAGUUUAUGUACGAAUCAAGUCGUUUUAUAUGCGACCCGAUGUUACGAGUAUGAAGGUUCACCUGACUAAUGAUUCUCCCGAGAGCAAAGAAUUAACUGAGCUUGGAGUGAGGCUAGUAAACGAAAACUGGAAAGUGCUGUACAAGGAAUUACUUCCCUUUGCAAUGACCAAUUGGAAUAAAAUUGGUACAAAAGUGGCAAACAAAGUUUUCUUAAAGGUACCUUACAAUCGGUUGUUUCCCAAUAACUAAUUGACUUUGUUUAUUUUAUUAAAUAAUAAGUAAUUAUUGUUAUAACUUAAGGGUGCCGCUCGUAGUUUAAAUAGUUUACUAAUUCAUAAAAAUUGUGGUAUUGUUCAUACCUACAUAAUUAAUGAAUUAUUACAUAUUAAUAAAUUAUGAAUACGUUAAGUAAGAUAAAGUUUAUAAAAUAAAAUAAAAAAUUGUAAUGUAUAAUGAUUGGCCUUUGAACGCAAAACUUGAGUACUUACCUAACUACUGUAAAUUAUGUAAGGUCAUUAGGUACUUAUAUGCUUUUACAUUUUAUACUUCUGAUAAAUGAAAGGUGAAAAAAGUGGGCAAAAAGCGUGGCGAGUUAUACAUAUAAAAGCUAAGCUUCCAACGUACCUAGACGUUCGGAAUGGAUGGCAAAUGGAAUACAAUCAUUGUAUCUAUGUCUGUAAGUAAUACUUACCUAGUUAUAGAUAUAAAUAUUAGGACUCGAUUAGUAGGCAGUAGCUAUCGCCAGCUACAAACCAUCAGGGUGGGUGCUUUUCAGGAAAAAGAGGUGCUGCAAAGAGGAAGGUGAAAGAAGUCGCUACGAAAUACAAAAAUACAACAAGACCGUCGGAGACGGGAGAACUAUUAUUCCGUUUAGUCUUGGACAAAAGAAAAAUUAAAUGUGAUCUCACAGGACCUUAAAACUAAUUAUUAUUAGACUUCAUUUCUUUUAUUUGCUAAGAGAGUCAGCCAUCUUUGCAAUGGGUAGGUAGGUAGGUAUUUUAUAAAUUAAAUUAACAAAUUCGAUUUUCGUCACACACUAAUUAAUUAAGCCCUGCUUCUUCCGAGUACCUAUCCCAAGACACCUAAAAACUUUAUUUAAUGUGAUAUUAUGUUUUAAGUUAAGUUCAUUAUUAUUAAGUCCAUAAAAAAAUCUGGUAUUGUGUAAUAAAAUGUGCGAUUUACGUAAA
Messenger RNA from Pararge aegeria (speckled wood butterfly), 1795 nucleotides. RefSeq names its product circadian clock-controlled protein daywake-like. The record is from RefSeq and is a predicted model, not a curated record. The transcript is spliced from 6 exons. Lineage: Eukaryota; Metazoa; Arthropoda; Insecta; Lepidoptera; Nymphalidae. Bases 90 to 857 code for a protein of 255 amino acids.